GAACAAUUAUGUCGGUGAGUGCGGGCUCUUUCGGACCAUUGUUCGACUUUCUGGCCGUGGUGAAGGCCCAGAUCAUUUGCGCACAGGAGACGAGGAUUGUGGAGUCACGCCUCGGGGAGUUCCAGCACCGCGCCAAGGACCUCGGCUUCCACGGUAUGUGGGCACCAGCCUUGGCGACCAAUGCCAAGGGUCCGCAGGCCAACCACUGUGGGGUUGCAAUUUUGGUGCCCACGAAUGUGAUGAUCACGAAGCCUCCCGAUGGCGACCCCAUUAUUUACCCAGGCAGAGUGGUGGCCAGCUUUGUCAAUUGGGGAGUUCCUGGUGGGGUGAUUGUGGUCAGUGCAUACUUAGUGACAAGCAUCGGCCUGACGGGUGAGAAUCUUUCCAUACUGCGGGCCAUCGCGCAGAGAGUCGUGUUCUGGAAUGCUGCGGGGUUCGACUGGAUAUUAGCAGGUGACUGGAAUUCUGACAUAGCAGCUCUGAAUGCGAGGGGGUGGAUUGAGUCUUUGGCUGGGUUGUCUUACACUCCACCGUCGGCCACGUGCUGCAAGGAUGACGGCAAUUCGAAGAUUGACUACUUCAUUGCUUGCGCAAACUUGUCGUCAAGGCUCGGGACUGCAGUGGUGGGGGACACGUACGGCACAGUACCCCCCCCGCAUUAUCCAGUCAGCAUUGAUAUUCUGGGUGAAGAUAGGUUCCCGUACCCGUGGGAUGCAGUGGAUCAUAUUUUUCUGGAAGUGAGGGAGGUUUCGAAUCUUGCCUUGGUUUGGGACACGGUGCUUGAUGGAGUCGAUUUCGAGUUGGCUGGACGCUAUGACAAGGUUGACAAGGAUGCGAUUCCGUUCGUUGGCAGGUCGGAGCGGGAUCGACUGGGCAGGUUCUGUCAAAGGUUACAGUUGGCUUCUGUGGUCUGCCAGCUUACGCCCCUGCAGUAUACCAAGGUGCUGCAGGCCUUCUACGAGGUGGACCAAUAUUGCCGUAGGAUCGCCCGCGACAAGAAGACAUGCCACCACCUAGAUCAGGACACCGUCGACUUCCUGCUGCGAGGCUUGGGCAUGAUCGGUGACGCCCACUUCGAUUCGGGCCUGGACAGCAUCAUGCUGAAGGCCGAUGCGGUGUUGAAGGCAGCGAGAGGGGUCUCGGAGAAGGCUUGGCGUGGCUGGGCCAAGCAGGCUUUCUUAGGAGGGGCCAGUCUGGCCCAUGCUGCGUCCAAGGUGCGCGGCAAGCAGGAGCAGCUCGAUUUCGACGUGAACGCCCAGCCGUACCUGCUGGCAAACCACACCCUCGAUGUGUGGGAAGGCGUAUGGCGACAUCGCGACCUGUCGCCUCCAGAGCUGCCGCCAGGCCAUGAGAGCUGGCCCGCUCUGCCUGAGCUCGACCACCAGCAAGUGCGGGCUGCCAUUCGCAAGUUUUCGACGCGUACGGCAGCUGGGCCGAGCCGUAUCUCACCCAGAUGUCUGGACGCUCUGUCGGACCAAGCGCUCGAGCGCAUCGCCAAGAUGUUUAUGUUUUUCGAGGAGUGGCUGUCCUG
This is a messenger RNA of Prorocentrum cordatum, 1531 nucleotides long. The record is from the annotation of a GenBank genome assembly. NCBI's taxonomy places the organism in Eukaryota, Dinophyceae, Prorocentrales, Prorocentraceae.